AAGCUUAAGCUUUAUCUCCAUUGUAUACUCUUUUGGCCUCACUUUAUCUCUGUAUAGCUUUUCUGUGGGCGUCAAAACUUUAUUAAUUUGAUCAUUUUUUGUAAAGUUUGUUAUGGCUUGUUAGUGUGAAUUUCGAGAAUUGGGGGUUUUUUUUUUUUUUUCCUCGUGCCCGUGCUUUUGGAGUUAUUUCAAUAAGCAUGUAAUUGUGUCUCCUAUUUACAUAACCGUAAACCUUUUGGUUAAGCCAGGGUGCUAACAUUGCUUUGGCUAUGGUUGAAUCCUUUACUUUGUGUUUGUGCAUCAGUGCAUAAGAAACCGGUUUGUGAUAUUUUCAAACCUUGUGGUUGUGGUGCAUCAGUUGGUUAUACUUCCUGUAUGGCAGUGCCAUUGCACUUGCUAGACUAGAGUUUCCAAUCUAGUGCUGGUCUCUUCAAUUCUUUUUGAUAGAUUAAUCAAAGAGAUAGUAGAUUUUGGUGAUGUGCUUGUACUGUUGUUGCAGCUACUUAGGCCACCCCUUUGAUUCAAGGAGACCAAUCCACAGCCUAGAAAGCACACCUUAUGGCAGGCAAUUGCAGAUUUUACUGAUUGACAAGCCAGUACACACAGGUUAAUGCAAAAACUUUGAGUAGGUUUUCAGAUUGUUGGAAGAUGGAGAAGGUGACAAGAAGUCCGGUUUUACAUGCAACUCCAUUUAUCUGCUCGCUUCUGCUCUGCUUGCUCUAUGCUGUCAACUUCGGAUUUAAUGUGACUCGAUCAGAUCAAUGGAACGAACUGAGAUUCCAAGCAAGGAACAAACUGAGAAAGAACUGGGGUGGGAGUCACAUAAAAGGCGGGAGUCAAAUAAAAUAUGAAGAUCCCCUUUAUCUUCUCUUGGAAAGACUAGUAGAAGGUUAAUGCAAAAACUCCGAGUAGGUUUUCAGAUUGUUGGAAGAUGGAGAAGGCGCCAAGAAGUCUGGUUUUGGGCGCAACUCCGUUUUUCUGCUUGCUUCUCCUCUCCUUGCUCUACACUGUCGAAAUCAGAUCACGUCAAGUUCCGUCAAAUCAAUGGAAGAAAACGCAUUCGGGCGUGAGUCGCAUAGAAGAUCAACAUCAUAUGCAUUCUCUCAUGAAAAGACUACUGAAAGGAGGAAAUCAAACUCAACUGGAAGAGACCGGAUUAGCUUGCCAUUAUGACUAUCACACUGAAGUUUGUGUGUCCAAUAGACCAGUAAGAAUCGAUACACUUACUAUGAAGGUUUAUGUACCAUACGAUCAAGGUAUGCCUGAAGCCGAUAGCAUAAUCAUUCCAUAUGCAAAGAGGGAAGAUAAGUGGAUCACGGGAACGGCCGUUUCAUCAGUGCAGAUACUUCGGGAAAACAUCUCCACCGCUCCAGCUUGUGAGUAUACCCAUAAUGUCCCUGCCGUAGUUUUCUCAUCCGGCGGAUCCACAGGAAACAUAUUCCAUGAAUUCACGGAAUUAAUCGUUCCUUUGUUCCUCACUAGUCGCCACUUCCAAUCUCGCCUACACUUUAUGGUCACCGAUUUCAGACUUCAGUUCAUGAGUAAAUAUAAGAAAAUUUUCUCCCAUUUGUCAAGCUAUGAAGUCAUUAAUCCAGCAGCAAAUGUAAGCGUGCAUUGCUUUCCGGGAGCAGUUGUCGGGCUUCACUACCAUGACCAUCUUGCCAUUAAGACCACGGAAAUCCCCGAAGGUUACUCCAUGCUCGAUUUCAAGCAGUUUCUCAGAGAUUCUUACAAUCUAAGGAUACGAGAAUCGUCACAGACACAGACGGAAAAACCGACGUUGAUACUUGUAUCUCGCAAAAAAUCAAGAGCCUUUCUGAACGAAGAUGAGAUGGUGACCAUGAUGAAGGCAUUGGGCUUCAGAGUUGUCAUCGGACAGCCUGAUAUGAUGGCCAAUAUGGACAAAUUUGCGGAGAUAGUGAACUCGUGCAGCAUACUGGUUGGUGCCCACGGUGCUGGGCUUACAAAUGCUGUCUUCUUGCCGGAAGGGGCUGUCCUGGUGCAAGUGGUGGGGCUGGGGAUAGAUUGGAUUUCAAACACUUACUUCGGCGUUCCAGCUCCAGGAAUGGGUUUGAAUUACAUAGAUUACAAAAUUGAACCAGAGGAAAGCUCUCUCAUCUCUCUUUACGGCAAAGAUCACCCUGUCAUUGUUGAUCCGGAAUCGAUAACCUCGCAAGGGUACGAGGUUGGUAGGGCUGUGUACCUACUAAAGCAAAAUUUUAAUAUUGAUGUUGUGAGGUUUAGAGAGACUCUUGUCAAAGCACUUGGACUUCUUGGGCGCUCAGCUCCUUUGGGUUGAAGAAACAAUGUUUUGAGAUGAAUCUUUCUAGCAACUUCUGAAGAUGCAAUUAAGAAAGAAAGAGGAAUCUGUGUUACUUGGAAGAGAAAGAAAUGAUGAAACACGUCAAUUUGAAAAUUGUACUCUCUUUCGAGGACAAAAAAGUUUCUUCGAGGAAUUCUCAGCAAGUUAUAAAUCUAUUAACAUUUUGCCAUUGGUCCUUCAA
This is a messenger RNA of Rhododendron vialii, 2504 nucleotides long. RefSeq names its product alpha-1,3-arabinosyltransferase XAT3-like. The transcript has 6 exons. The record is from RefSeq and is a predicted model, not a curated record. Gene Ontology annotation, molecular function: glycosyltransferase activity. The coding region runs from base 932 to 2299 and encodes 455 amino acids. Lineage: Eukaryota; Viridiplantae; Streptophyta; Magnoliopsida; Ericales; Ericaceae.